Messenger RNA from Kwoniella botswanensis, 777 nucleotides. RefSeq lists its product as uncharacterized. The coding region runs from base 1 to 777 and encodes 258 amino acids. Gene Ontology annotation, molecular function: protein N-terminal-serine acetyltransferase activity; protein-N-terminal-alanine acetyltransferase activity. Lineage: Eukaryota; Fungi; Basidiomycota; Tremellomycetes; Tremellales; Cryptococcaceae. The transcript is spliced from 5 exons. The record is from RefSeq and is a predicted model, not a curated record.
AUGACAACCUAUAUCAACAACUACGCUCAACCUUCGCCCACACCUAGGGAUAUACACCUUACGACCCCUCCUGAAGAGUAUGAUCUCAAUUACGUGUUUGAUGUGAAGGAAUUGAAAUCUGAUAAAGUUGAAUUGAGACCUAUUAUACCAUCCCUCCAUGCUCAGUUGAUACUCGAAGCAUACUCCAGAUCACCCGAGGUACUAAGAUGGCUUGGGUUCGCUCCAUUUAGGGAUUUGGGUGAUGUUUUGGUAUGGAUUGAAAAUACUUGUAGAAGGGCCUCUGACACACUCAUGCUGGCAAUCUUCACUCAACCUCCUAACACCACCUCACCAGUCGAUCCAAAGGAUUAUGUCUUUGCUGGAAUAAUCGGUAUGAUAGCGUCGAAUUAUCAAGCUAUGAUUUGUGAACCUGGAUAUAUAAUGAUUUUACCUGAAUUUCAUCGAACACACGUUCAAACUCACGCGACAGGUUUGGUGAUGCACCGUAUACUCGAUCAUCCAUCACAAGGUGGACUAGGUCUGAGACGAUGUCAAUGGAUAACUACCACUUUGAACAUUGCGAGUCAAAAUGCAGCUAAGAGGCUGGGAUACACUUAUGAAGGUGUACUGAGAUGUAUGAGGGUUUUACCACCUGGGAAAGAAGGUGCGAGAGAGGGCCGACAAGACGUUAGACAAUCUGAUGGUCAGGUUAGAGAUGAUUGGUAUGCUUCUGUAACGUGGUAUGAGUGGGAAGAAAGGGUUAGAAAACAUGUUGACAGGCUUAUGAAUAGACAGUAA